Molecule: messenger RNA, 1671 nt
Organism: Harpegnathos saltator (Jerdon's jumping ant)
Lineage: Eukaryota; Metazoa; Arthropoda; Insecta; Hymenoptera; Formicidae
Gene: Atg6
Product: Beclin-1-like Atg6
Exons: 5
Coding region: 510-1580 (356 amino acids)
Biological process (GO): late endosome to vacuole transport; autophagosome assembly; cellular response to nitrogen starvation
Cellular component (GO): phosphatidylinositol 3-kinase complex, class III, type I; phagophore assembly site; phosphatidylinositol 3-kinase complex, class III, type II
Molecular function (GO): phosphatidylinositol 3-kinase binding; protein-macromolecule adaptor activity
Source: RefSeq, a predicted model, not a curated record
CGGUGCCAAUAGUGUCUUUAUUAAUGUCUCGUCGGUGCUAGAAACAAGAGAUAAAAUUUUGAAAUUGCAAGAAAAUAAUCGAUUCUGUAAUGAAAGAGUCGAAUAUAAGAUCGACGUAACGGUCGAUCAUCACUCGUUUCUAAUUACAGCUGAUUUACUAUAUACAAUACGUUUGGUUUCAUGCGUCAUGUAUUCGUAAAUAACAACGUGCAGUUUUGGUACAGUUGUGUAGUGAGCAGCAGCUUUCUUCGGUUCUUCUGGAUAAUAAUAAUCAACGUACACAAUGGUGGACAUGAAGACGAACGUGAAUUUUGCAUGCCAACGAUGUCUACAGCCUCUUAGACUCGAUUCCAGUUUUGAUCAUCUCGGGGAGCAUACGCUUGCCGAACUUUCACGUAGUUCCUAUACAGCAGCAAGUGGUCGGAGGGUUAGAAACCCAGAGCGAUAGCAUAGAACACUUGGUACCACCAUUCAGACUGACCGAAUCAGGAAACGGUACUAAUGGAUUUAUGUUAGUUGGUGAUUCCGGGGAAAAUGAGAGUUUAAGUCAUCAUCUGAAGGUACGAGCAACAUUAUUUGAUAUUCUCAGUAGUAGCAGCUCAGCAGAUCAUCCUCUUUGCGAUGAGUGUACAGACAGCCUGUUGAUAAUAAUGGAUCAGCAAUUACGUAUGACAGAAGGAGAAUGGUCAGAUUACAAUGAGUACCUGAAGAAGCUAGAAAUGGAACAGCAAUUCCAGGGACAUGAGGAUGUAGAAAUGGAAAAUCUGGUAAAGGAAUUACAAGAUGUACAGUCUGAAGAACAUAGAAUGAUAAGAGAACUGGAAGCAUUGAGGAAAGAGGAGAUAGCCACUAAAAAUGCCAUAGCACAACAGGAGAGAGAGAGGGAGAGAUUACAAAGCGAAGAGGAAAGGUAUUGGAAGGAAUAUUCCAAACACAAACGAGACGCCCUCUUAGCUGAAGAUGAGUGUCGCAGUCUAGAAUGUCAAUUGGCAUAUGCAGCUUCGCAGCUUGAAAGGCUGAAAAAAACGAACGUCUUUAAUGCCACAUUCCACAUCUGGCAUUCAGGUCACUUUGGAACGAUUAAUUCGUUUAGAUUAGGUCGGUUGCCGAGUGUACCGGUAGACUGGAGUGAAAUAAACGCAGCAUGGGGACAAACGACGCUUUUGCUAUCAUCUCUUGCGCGCAAAAUGAACUUGACAUUUAAGCGUUUCCGUCUUGUGCCGUUUGGCAAUCACAGUUACAUCGAGGCGUUGGAUCAAAACAAGGAACUUCCUUUAUAUGGAAGUGGUGGAUUCAAGUUCUUGUGGGACACGAAAUUCGAUGCAGCUAUGGUGGCGUUCCUGGAUUGUUUACAACAAUUUAAGGAACAGGUGGAGAAAGGUGACAGUGGAUUUUGUCUACCGUACAGAAUGGAUCGCGGUAAAAUAGAAGACACCGCAACGGGCAACUCCUACUCCAUAAAAAUACAGUUUAAUUCAGAGGAACAGUGGACCAAGGCUUUGAAAUUUUUACUAACCAAUUUAAAAUGGGGUCUCGCCUGGGUGAGUUCUCAGUUCACAAAAGACGAAUUGAGUAAUUGAGCAUCGGUUUUUGUGAUUUUGUGUAAAUUGGAUUAUACAAAUUGUCUCGCGCGUGGCUGCUUGUGUACAUAUGCUUUAUUUUAAAUAAAUU